AUGCGCCGCACUAGAGCUCUACUGAAUGGCAGGACCCGAUUUUGUCAGCGCAGCGACUUUGAAGUUGGCGGAGGCAUCCUGGGUUCGCGGAUUAAACAUGACUGUGAGAUUUUACCGAGGGUUGUCACCAAUCUAAGCCUGAACUUUGCUGACAUGGAAAAUGUCGCCAUCAUCAAGAAAGUAAUACAAACGCACAUACAAUUAUACAAGGUGGCGUUGAAGUGGCUGUCUAAGGCGAAGGAGGUGGACGACUUGAUGCAGCAGACAUGGGAAGCCAUGCAAGAUCUCAAGGACAAGAUUUGUGCGCUCCUCGACUCGGAAAAUGACGGGUUGAGGACGUACGCGGUGAAAUACGUGGAGAUGCUAGUGCUGGUUAAUACAGCCAGGUCUGCGGAUUCGGAGAUCCCUAAGAAUCUGAGGGAUGACAUCAGCUUGGAGAAGAUCCCGAAGGAUCACAUCUUCCUGAAGGCGGAGAAGCUGGAAGGAGAAGGAAACAAUGCCUUCCAGCUGCUACUGGGCUUCAUGGCACAUCCAGCCAUCUCCAGCGUGAACCUGAUGGCAUGCAUGGGAUCACUAACAGCUAUAUCUAGACAGAGACCACACUUCAUGUACCAGGUGAUGCAGGGAUUCGAAUCAUUGCAUGCAAAUUUGCCACCUACCCUCGCAAAGUCACAAGUCAGCAGCGUUAGAAAGACUCUCAAGAUGCAGUUGUUGAUCUUGCUGAAGCAUCCAGCCUCCAUAGACUGCCACGCCCAGAUGACAACGCUGCUAACGGAUCUAGGGGCGACUAACAGUGAGGUGAUGAAGGCAUUGCCAAAGUUUCUUGAGCCGAUAGUGAAGCGAAAGAGAGACGAAGAUUCGGAUGAGAAGAAGAUCAAGCGAGUCAAAGGAUUGGAGGAGAAGAUUAUCGACGACCUCGGCGGUGAGACACCGGCGCCCGCUAAGCAGCCGGAGAAGAAACCAAAGGUGGUGGAGAAGAGUGUCAUCGAGUUGACGACGGAAGACCUGAUACCGAGGCUGACGGUGGCCAACGUAGCAGACCUAGUGCUGCUGAGCAUGGUGACACUCCCGGACCUGAUGCCGGCGCAGUUCCAGGCAACGUACACACCGAUUGCAGCGGCGGGCACCGAGGCACAGAUACAUCACGUCGCGCGUCUACUGGGCACGCAGCUCGUACACGCGGGCUACGGGGUCGGACAGACGCAGCCUGCGGUCGUUAGGCUUCUUAACGAAGCGUCUCUGUUACGACUAGACAGCCAGAGGGUCACAAAUCUGAAGCAGGUGCAAGAGCUUAUAAUAAAAAAAGAUGCAAAUCUCCUGGAUAAUUUCUUGGAUGAAAUGCUUUCAUUUCAACACGAUAAGUCGCUAGAGGUGAAGAAAACUGUGAUCAACUUUAUUGAGGAAGCUUGCAUCAUGGUAGGAAAAGCCAUCCUCGUGCCGAAAUUGAGUCACAAGGAUUCGGAGAUCCCCAAGAAUCUGAGGGAUGACAUCAGCUUGGAGAAGAUCCUGAAGGAUGCAUCAUCUUCCUGA
Priapulus caudatus is the source of this 1530-nucleotide messenger RNA. RefSeq names its product symplekin-like. The transcript has 16 exons. The coding region runs from base 1 to 1530 and encodes 509 amino acids. The record is from RefSeq and is a predicted model, not a curated record. Gene Ontology annotation, cellular component: mRNA cleavage and polyadenylation specificity factor complex. Lineage: Eukaryota; Metazoa; Priapulida; Priapulimorpha; Priapulimorphida; Priapulidae.